Molecule: messenger RNA, 2996 nt
Organism: Anas platyrhynchos (mallard)
Lineage: Eukaryota; Metazoa; Chordata; Aves; Anseriformes; Anatidae
Gene: SNN
Product: stannin
Cellular component (GO): mitochondrial outer membrane
Source: RefSeq, a predicted model, not a curated record
CCGAGCCCCGGCCCUGCCCGUCGAGGCGCCCAUUGGCCGAGGCGCGGCACCGCCCGGCCCCACUAUAAGGCGGCGCGGGCGGGGAAACGGCUGUCGCGCCUGAGGUGGCGUCGGUAGGAGCGCCGUAGGCUGCGGCGGGGCCGGAUCAAAGCGACGGAAUUUGAAGAUACAGUGACAACAGCAGAAUCUUCCUCAAGAAGUCUGACAAUCCGAAAUACUGACCAUGUCUAUUAUGGAUCACAGCCCCACCACAGGAGUGGUGACUGUCAUUGUUAUUUUGAUUGCUAUUGCAGCUCUUGGUGCCUUGAUACUGGGCUGCUGGUGUUACUUGCGUCUGCAGAGGAUCAGCCAGUCUGAAGAUGAGGAAAGCAUCGUGGGUGAAGGAGAAACCAAAGAGCCCUUUCUUCUUGUGCAGUACUCUGCUAAAGGACCUUGCGUAGAGAGGAAAGCAAAGCUAACUCCAAACAGCACAGAAGUACAUAGCUAACUUGGAGCAACACCUGUAUGUGGACUGUGCUUAUAUGUGUAACCAGCAGAAGAAUCUAUACUGUGAAGAACUUGGUCACGUGCACAUUACUCAUCAGAAAACACCCUGAUGAGGCUUAAAUAAGCUUUCAUUGCAACUGCAUGCACUGUGAAGUUGCUCUUUGUGUCAAUUGUGUAUCCUACUUCUGUGACAAGAGCUGACUCACCUGGCAUAAAGUCCAUUGCUGGCAAUGGACACCAGGAUAUCUUUGAGUGAAGAGACUGAUAGCAUCUUUUUGUUACUUGAAUGUUUAGCUGAGCCUAUUUUGAUGGAGCUACUACUGUAAUGUGAACUACUUUACAACUGUGAACUGUAAAUAGGCUGCCAGAAGCUUUUUGCUUUGUGCUUCACAGCACAUGAGAAUAGUGUGGUGAAAUAGUAUGUAACACAAGAGGACUGUAGGUGGAAUCCAGACCUUCAAAACCAGAUCUGCAGUUAAAACUUGCUUCUGCUAUUAACUUCUGAGUGCACAGCCAUAGAGCCAGAACUUCAGCAGUUUACUGGACUAGUACAGAAUGUUGAAAAGAAGGUAGAAUACCUUGUUUGAAAAGCAGGUAUAACCUGACAGUAAUACGUUGAGGGAAGAAACACAGGAGCUACAAGAAAGGAAAUGGUUUCCUUCAGUUGCAGCUAGGCAUAGGCUAAGCUUUUGGCUGCUAGAACUGAGCUCUCUAACCAUGUAGCUACUGCGAGGAAACUGCCAUUUUGAUGGAACUGGGAACUGAUGAUGGAUACUGAACCCUCAGGGAUGGUCCAGAAGGUUUCCAGGAAUUUGAAUUGGCAGUAGAGCAGGGUCUUCUCUUCUGUCUGCAUGCUGAAACUGCAGAAGCAGUUACUUAUUAAAACUUAUAAACGUAACUUACCUAUUUUUUUUCCUAGAAGGUCUGUUUGUGUACUUAGCAAUUCAGGUGUAUGUAAACAAAAUGUUAGGAGUCUGUUUAUAAAAAGGCUUUUUAGUCUAAAGACAAGUGAUCAACUACAGAAUUCAAUUUGUGUAUCUUGUAGAUAAUCUUGUGGCUUAGCUCAACUACUACAAGAUAAAAGUUUUAACAUUAGUUUGUCUAGGAUUGAUACAGGGAAGCAGGACUGCUUUUCAGUGUGGGGGUGUCUUCAUACUACUAGCUGGGAAGCACUUUCAUGUAAGGAUGGCAUAUCUCUUUCACUUCCUGCUCUGUGGAAGAAAUUGUGCUAUAGAAACUGUAAAAAGAUGUGUUAAAUACUUGGAGAGGAGAAGGGACAGCACUAAACCACCAAGGCCAGCUUGCCUACUCUCAGACUGUUGAGUAGGUACACAUGCUUUGAAGCCUGGUUCAACUUAACUCUAGCCCCUAAACUACUUCAUACGCAGCUUCUUUAUGAACUAUUUUAUAUGAAGCUACUUUAUACGUAGCUUCCUUGUGCCUAGUCUGGAUUUUAAACACUUGAUUGCCUAGGACCAAAAAGCUUACUGUGGAGACCUGUUUCCUAAAAUAUUCUACAAAUAAUGAAAUUCAAAUCCCAGCUCCCUUGGAAGUCACUUCUUUUGCUUCUUGCCCCUGUGUGUAUGGCAUAACUCAGUUAAGAGAUGCCUUGCAAGCUUACUUGAGAAUUAUGCAACUGGAUAUAAGACAACAGUGGCCUACUCAGUAAGGUCAUACCCCUUUCUUCUAGAGUAAGAUGUUGUCUUGCACUUUUAGUGCUGCAUUUGGCUUCUGAUUUCUUAAUUGAAGACUCAAAUUUGAAGCAAAAACUAAUACUGACAGCAGUGAAAAGCUCCUGGAAUUACCACUAGAGUAUACUAUAGGGUAUACCAAAGGGCAGUUCUUGCCCUGGCACAUGCUUAAUAUACUAGUGUCAGGAGGCUUGCAUAUGUAGCCAGACCCACACACUUAAGAUUGCUGUAUUGUAUAAAUCCUAAAAAGCAAGGAGAAAACGGGUUAAAUCAAUAAGAUUUUUCUUUAGUUUUGGUUCACUAGGUAACAGUUCACACAGUUCCGCUCUUGCAGGUUUCAAGACAUAAUUAGUGUACAAAAGUGAUACAAAGUGCUGAAGUUCUUGAAUAGAGUAGCUACAGCAAGAUGACUUUGUCCAUUCAAGUUUACUGAUUAUACAGAUAAUUUAUCUCCAUUUUAAUUCUGCAAACAAUGCAGUGUAAAGGGCAAUCUUCAGGAAUUAAAGGAAAAGUAUAAAUCAAUGGUCUAAUUUUCUCCGUCUAGCAGUUAUUAGAGAAAGCUGGUGAAAAAUAACUGGUCUUUAGUCAGAUGUUUUAUGCUGCUGCCCCUAAGCAUCAGCAUCUUUAUCAGAUAGGUGGCUGCAAGCUAGUGCAAUAGUAAAGUGCAGAAAGUUUUCCAUACUCUUCGCUUUAGAUGUGGGUAGCUAGUAAGUUGUUCAAGUAUACAAAAAUAUUUCAUUUGAUUUUCUUUUUCUAGAUCAUGUGGGGGAAGAAGUCUUUAUUUACAAUGAAUUUCAAUAAAAUUUGCAUAAAUACCUA